AUGUCUGUCAAGAACGACGAGUUCCCCUCCUCCGCGGCCUUCGACGCCAUCAACGCCGUCCUCCAGGGCGACGAGGCCGAGCGUAAGAGCGCCAUCAAGCAGGCCAACGCCGUCUUCGCCUUCACCCUCAAGAACGCGGCCGGCAAGGAGGAGAGCUGGCACAUCGACCUCAAGGACAAGGGUGCUGUCGGCAAGGGCACGGGCGAGAAGCCCACAGGCAUGUCUCAUCUCUCCCGCCGCCACGAGGACUUUGGCAAGCUCGUCGCUGGCAAAGCCGACCCCCAGCGCCUCUUCAUGGGCGGCAAGCUCAAGGCCAAGGGCGACAUCAUGAAGGCCACCAAGAUGCAGCCCAUCCUCGCCAAGGCCCGCAGCAGCGCCAAGCUAUAG
Microdochium trichocladiopsis is the source of this 387-nucleotide messenger RNA. RefSeq names its product SCP2 sterol-binding domain-containing protein. The record is from RefSeq and is a predicted model, not a curated record. Lineage: Eukaryota; Fungi; Ascomycota; Sordariomycetes; Xylariales; Microdochiaceae. Bases 1 to 387 code for a protein of 128 amino acids. The transcript has 3 exons. Gene Ontology annotation, cellular component: cytosol.